Molecule: messenger RNA, 2670 nt
Organism: Vicia villosa (hairy vetch)
Lineage: Eukaryota; Viridiplantae; Streptophyta; Magnoliopsida; Fabales; Fabaceae
Product: proline-rich receptor-like protein kinase PERK15
Exons: 8
Coding region: 38-2128 (696 amino acids)
Biological process (GO): protein phosphorylation
Molecular function (GO): protein kinase activity; ATP binding
Source: RefSeq, a predicted model, not a curated record
UUUCAAACACUAAACAUAACAUUUUCACACUCUAGCAAUGACACAAACCAAACCGCUAAAAUCCUUUUCUCCAAAAACACAAGGAAUAUCAACACAACACACAACACCAAACUCUUCCCAACGAUUCAACUCAACUCAACUCAGUCAUGCACGCAUGCACUUCACUUUCCCAAUUCCCUUCCUUGAUUCUAUCCAAUUCCCCUUAGAUCAAUCCCCAAUGUCGAAUCCCAUCCUUUCCAUAUCCGCAAUCGGUGGAUUGAGAAUUUUUCAGUGCAUUUUGCUGAAAACAUCGCUUGUGUUAUUAAUAUUAUGCAGCACAGUGUUAAUAGUUGGCUCUGGUUUUCCAGUUACACAAAUUCCUUCUGUUAUGGCUCACCCCCCAUUGUCCUCUUAUCUUUCCAAUUAUUGUAAAAAAGACAUGGUAUUGAAGCGAGGUACUAGUGAGGGUUUCCGUUGCGUUUAUCCUGUAAAGUUAGACCUUCUUCUUUUGAAUGUGUCUCAAAACCCUGACUGGAAGCUUUUUCUUGAUGAAUUGGCUGCACAAUUGGGGAUGCGGGCUACCCAAAUUGAACUGAUAAACUUUUAUGUACACAGCUUAUCGAUGUUGAAUAUAUCGAUGUAUAUUACUCCGCCAAAAGAUAUCAGUUUCUCUGCCUAUGAAGCAUCUAAUAUAAAGGCUUCCCUUAUUUUUCACAAGGUUAGACUAGACAGUAGAUUCGUGGGGGACUACAGGGUUCUCAAUUUGACCUGGUUUAAACCUCCACCUCCUUCGAAAGAUCCUACUUUUGCUGCAUCAACUGUGAAAACUCCUGGGAGACAAGAACUUGCUGCUACAUCAUUGAGUACUUCAGACAGGGGAAGGCAUUCAAAUUUGGUUGUUAUCCUUGGAAUUGUUACUGGGAUACUCAUCAUUUCCAUUAUAUGUCUACUUAUACUUUGUUUAUGCACGCUGAAACCAAAGACAAAAGCACCUCCUACAGAAACAGAAAAGCCAAGUAUAGAACAUACAAUUUCAUCUGUCGGGUCACUUCCAUAUCCAACCAGUACACGUUUUAUUUCUUAUGAAGAUCUUAGAGAAGCAACAAACAAUUUUGAACCAGAAAGCAUACUUGGAGAAGGAGGUUUUGGUAGAGUUUUUAAAGGUGUCUUGAAUGAUGGAACUGCUGUUGCAAUUAAGAGGCUUACUAAUGGAGGGCAGCAGGGUGACAAAGAGGUUUUGGUUGAGGUUGAGAUGCUUAGCCGGUUGCAUCACCGUAACCUUGUAAAACUAGUUGGAUACUAUAGCAAUCCUGACUUAUCACAAAACCUACUUUGCUAUGAACUUGUCCCUAAUGGAAGUUUGGAGGCCUGGCUUCAUGGUCCCUUGGGAAUAAACUGCCCUUUGGAGUGGGACACCAGGAUGAAGAUUGCACUUGAUGCUGCAAGAGGACUUGCUUACUUGCAUGAAGAUUCACAGCCAUGUGUCAUACACAGAGAUUUCAAAGCAUCUAAUAUAUUGCUUGAGAACAACUUUCAUGCUAAAGUUGCUGAUUUUGGUCUCGCUAAACUAGCCCCUGAAGGAGGAGCUAAUUACCAGUCUACUCAAGUCAUGGGCACAUUUGGGUAUGUAGCACCUGAGUAUGCCAUGACCGGACACCUACUCAUUAAAAGCGAUGUUUAUAGCUACGGGGUUGUCUUGCUAGAACUGUUGACUGGAAAGAAACCUGUGGAAAUGUCACAGCCAACUGGGCAAGAGAAUCUUGUAACUUGGGCAAGGCCAAUUCUUAGAGAUAAAGAGCGGUUAGAAGAACUUGCUGAUCCAAGGCUUGGAGGAAGGUAUCCGAAGGAAGAUUUUCUCCGUGUUUGCACUAUUGCUGCAGCCUGUGUUGCACCUGAAGCAAGCCAACGACCUACAAUGGGUGAAGUGGUACAGUCACUUAAAAUGGUGCAGCACAUAACUGAAAAUCACGAUCAUGCAUUACCGUCAUCUAAUACAAGGGGUAACCUGAAACAGUCUUCUACAGCUUAUGAUUCUGAUGGGACAUCUUCAAUGUUUUCUUCUGGUCCUCACUCUUGCCUAAGCACCUUUGACUAUGAGAGCAUUUCUAGGACAGCUGUUUUCUCUGAAGAUCUUCAUGAAGGACGGUGAAUGUAGUUUGAAAUGCAAGCUAACUGCAAACCUGCACACAAUCCAAAGGCUUUUGCAUCAUAAUCUAGAAAUCUUUUCUUUCUCAUGGCCAAAGGUGGAUGGAGCCAUAGCCGGUGGGAUUUUCUUGCAAUGAAGGUUAAAUUUUGUUGUUGUUGGUUGGCUAGGAAAGGGAUUCUCCUGCUGUCAUUUCCGCCAUCCUCCACGGUAAACCACAAUCCUGUUCUCCCCUAAGUGACAGUGGUUCCAUGUGAAUAAACUUGGUACAUAUGUGCUUUGUAGUUUGUUACCUUGUUUCAAAGAUUUGCCUCAAAAGAAAUUUAAUUUUAAUUAAAAUGAAAAAAAUUCGUAUAGUUACACUAUAAUUUUCUUCUAGAAUUCUUCAUGGGUGGUGAACUAGACUAGAUAUAUGCCCUUAGGAUUGUGAAUUUGACCUUAAAAUCCUUUUAGCUCCUCUCUAGGUGAUACUAUUAUUCUGGCUCACUUGGAAAAAUGUGGUCUGCUUUAAAGAAUUAUAAAUCUAUCAUUGAUUCAAUUUAAUAAAA